This is a messenger RNA of Gigantopelta aegis, 2336 nucleotides long. RefSeq lists its product as uncharacterized. Lineage: Eukaryota; Metazoa; Mollusca; Gastropoda; Neomphalida; Peltospiridae. The transcript has 6 exons. The record is from RefSeq and is a predicted model, not a curated record. The coding region runs from base 250 to 939 and encodes 229 amino acids.
AAUCUCAACAUGGCGCUGAUAUAAUUUAUUCGCAAUCUAUCUCACAACCCGGUAUUAACCCUCUGCUAGUUGGGCGUGUGCCAAACGCGGGACGUGUAGCAAAGGGCAAAUAUUGGGCUACCCUUUCAAAAGGGGGUGUUUUAUUAGCGUCGACCUAAAAAUAGGGUUGCCACUGGAAACGCCAAAAGAAACGCUGCUCCGAGUAGAAUGCCCAUGUCGUGGUAAACAGAAAGAGGUUUUGACAGCACUAUGUCGUGGCAGCAUAAAAAGGUACCCACUAGUAACGGGGCAUACCUGUUCGUCCGUUUUCCAACGAGCGGCGGGUCAAACCUGGGAGUCGUGGGACAGGCCUGUGUGCUGGCCUCCAGUAAUGUCCGUAACUUCCGAGGCAGAUUUCUUGGCAUCGCCCGUAAGAUAUUUGAGUCUGGUUACAGUUUUCGGGGAGACCACUAUCAUAAAGACGAAGCCUGUGUCGUAUUUUUAUUUCCCGACAGAGAGGCCGCCAUUAAAUUCUUCGUGAGUGACAAGAAUUUCAAACAGCCUGAUUUCCCGCCACCCGCUGGCGCCUGCGAAGCGUGGACGAUCGAUCGGUACUAUACGCCAGAAGAUGAAGCAGAUUACAGCACGUUCAUGAUCUCCGAGAUCCGUCUGACGAAGGGCUCGUAUCUGGACCUGAAGCACCAGUUCGCCUCGCCGUUCGCCAACAUGAUGCUCGAUCACGCCGCUCACCCGUUCGUCGUGCAGACCGACGACAUACACUCGCUCCGCAGACACUACAAGGACCCGCACACCGUCGUCAACGUCCACCUGUUUAGAACACCCUCGCAGAUGGGACAGAUCAUGAAGGAUUAUCGAUAUGACUCAUUGCAAAGAAUCCAGAACGAACUUGGUUCUGAGUACCACACCGUUUUCACCCUUGACCCGGAGGCGUGUCCCUAGUUCAUUGCUGACGUCACUGUCAUCGAUGACUGACAGUUUUUAGCAAACACAACUGCAUACAUGUACAUCUUGUGUAUUUAUUUACAAACUGCGCAUAAACAGUUUUCAUUGUGACCAAAGUGGAAAUACGAAAUAAAACAGCGUUCGUGCAAGGAUGACAUAAUAAGCCACGUGAUCUAGUGAAAUAUGGCUUCACGUGCGCAUGUCCAGUAAAGGCAUGCACGUGUGGUUUUUGUCUUUUAUUCUUUCUUUUCUCUUCAAUUUCUCCGUUCGUGACCUGCCUAGGAAAACGUGUUCGAAACGUAAUUGGAUAUAAGAGCACUAUUUUUAUCGACACUAUGUCAAAUAAACCUUCAUGUUGUGUAAUGUUUAAUAUUUUACCUAGGCUGUUACAUGAAAGCCGGCAGUUUCUUAUAGUCAUAUCUUAAUCAAAACAAUUAAAUACCACAAUUCGAUUUUAUUGCAAUGUGCCACCGUUGAAUCUUUUUUUCUUUUCUUAAAAUACACUUUAUUAAAAACUAUGACUUCAGUUUUAUUAAAAGUUUGAUUCAUAAAGUUCCAUAAUUCGAUUUUAUAAACUAUCAAAAAUUCAGCUUUAUUAGAAAUUAGCAUAGGCUUACUUUGGCUUUUUCUAGAAAGUGCCACAAUUUGACUUGCAUAGAAAAUAUCACAAUUCAGUUUUACUAAAAAGUACCACAGAUUACCUUAAUAUUUAAAAUGUUUACUGGAAAACAACACAAUUCUAGAAGAAGAAAAUAUUAGUUGUUAACCAAAUUCAUGCAGUUUCGUUUAAUUCUAGCAAAAACCAGCCUACAAAAAUGGGAGUUCGUACGGCUAUGCACAUUUGUACAAAGUACCACAGUUCAGCUUUAUUAAAAAGUAACAUAAUUCAACUUUAUUAACAUAAUACGAACGACAAAAGAACAUUUUUAAAAUCGUAUCUAUAUCUCUAGCAAAAAAAAAAAAAGGACGUUUUGAUAAUAUCGUGAUUGCUAUCGUUAUCAAAAUUAGUAAAUAUUAAUAUUUAUCUUUUUAAUAUGUAAAAAUCUGUAUUUACCAUCUGUAUCUUCUUAUUGUCGUACCUUAAGCUGUACCCUAAACGGCCGCGAGCGAUGCGAGCGAUGCGAGCGAUUAUUUUAGAAAUAAUUGAUUUUAAUUGCCGUAUCCUAACUGGACGCGUGCGAUGCGAAACAUUUAUCCGUCGCGUCGUACGCGCGCGGUUAGGACACGGCGAUUAAAAUUAAUGAUUUCUAAAAUAAUCGCUCACGUCCGGUUAGGAUACAGCUUUAUACAUGUUUAUGUUGCAUAUAUUUUAUCAUUUAGCUUUAUCUUCUUUAGAGUAGUUAUCUGUUAUGUUAUUUGAAUGUUUAUUUAACAUUAAACAAGUUUUACCUGUG